AUGCGACUCUUCCUCCUCCCAAUUUCCACGCGCCGAACGCUCAUCUAUUGUGAACGUCUCAAUGUCACGACCACAAACGAACAGACCAAUGUCGCUCUUCGCUGGGUAGAUAAAGGCUCAAUCAAAGCAGCGAGUUUAUGGGCGAGCUGGGAACAGAAGGAAUCUGGAUGGCAAAAAUGGUUGGUAAAUAGGGGGAACGCAGCGCUCAGGAGGAUAGCAUAUGAGGAAUGGGGACUAAAGUCGAUACCUGCGCUAUCUACGCGUCGAAAGGCAGAGGAACUUAAAGAGAAGGGGAAACAUAUUGUUGAGGUUUCGUUUCCUCCAAGUUUGAUACCAGAAGAGACAGUGACGGAACUGCUGAAGAAACUGGGCACGGAGAGGCAGGGGCUUCACCAAAGGAGCUUAUAUUGGUGCUUCAUUGGAAUGCCUAUAGCUGCUCCCUUUGGAUUGGUUCCCAUAGCUUAUUCUCAUUGGAAAGCGCUUUCAGGAUCGAAGCAUUUGCAAUUUCUAGUGGACAACGGACUUGUUACGCCGAAACCGUCUAAAAUCUUGGACGAGCUCUAUUCUACGGGGAAGUUGUCAUUCGACACGCCAUCUGUCUCAACUACAGAAAAGUCAUCGAUGGACUCAAACUAUUUGGAGGAGAAGAUGAUCCUUCACAAGUCUGAUGGGAAAAGAAUUGCGGAAGCUUUAGAGUUACCCGAGCUGGAUAUGGAACUCGAUCGAGCUGUGUGGCAGGUAGAGAGAGCAUUGAAGACUGAGAAGGAGAAGAAAGAGAAGAAAGAUGUGGAUUUAGCCAAUUCAGAGGCCCAAAAGAAGAAAUAG
Lachnellula hyalina is the source of this 825-nucleotide messenger RNA. RefSeq lists its product as uncharacterized. Gene Ontology annotation, biological process: potassium ion transport; proton transmembrane transport. Lineage: Eukaryota; Fungi; Ascomycota; Leotiomycetes; Helotiales; Lachnaceae. Gene Ontology annotation, cellular component: mitochondrial inner membrane. The transcript has 2 exons. The record is from RefSeq and is a predicted model, not a curated record. The coding region runs from base 1 to 825 and encodes 274 amino acids.